This is a messenger RNA of Durusdinium trenchii, 612 nucleotides long. NCBI's taxonomy places the organism in Eukaryota, Dinophyceae, Suessiales, Symbiodiniaceae. The record is from the annotation of a GenBank genome assembly.
AUGACCGGCACCGACUUCGAGGACAAGCGCAUUGAGUUCAAGGACUGGGCCACCUUGAAGCCCACCACGCCCCAUGGCCAGCUGCCCAUGAUGACCUUGACCCAGCCCGACGGCACCGAGACGAAGUUCGCGCAGUCCGUCGCCAUGAUGCGCUGGGUCGCCAGGAAGUUCGACUCCAGCAACACCCUCUACCCCGCAGAUGCAGAUGCCAUGCUGGAGAUUGAGGAGCUCAUCGGCCUGUCAGAGGAUAUGGCAAGGGCUUGGGCACCGGCCUUGUACAUGGGCAUGGGGCGGCACACGAGCUAUGGCUAUCCUGAGGACUGGGAUGACUGGCCUCAGAAGCAUGCGACGGUGAAGAAGUGGUUGCGUGAGGAGUUCCUCAAGGACUCCUUACCCAAGUUCAUGGAGUUCUUCACGAAGAAGCUGGAGAAGACGGGGACCUUCUUCUGUGGAGACCAGCCGACCAUCGCCGACCUGCAGAUCUUGGCGCAGCUCAGGUACUUCACGAAGGGCGUGGCAGAUCACGUACCGGCCGAUUGCCUGAAACCGUUCCCAGCCUCUUGGAAGAAUGUGGAUGCGCAGCGCCUUUUGGGGCCUGAUAGGGCAUCCUAA